AUACCUAGCUUUAGUUCUAUAUUUUUUAUAUUAAUUAGAACGUUAGCCUUAACGUUAAGUAUAAAUAAAAGGGCCCCGGCGGGCUUAUUAAUAAGCUUAACGUUAAUUAUAAUAAAGAGGCCGUUAAAAAUAACGCUAUUUAGAACCUUAAUAAUAGGGCCUAGGCUAAUAAGACCCUUAGCCUCGGCUAGUAGCCUUAGGAGAUUCCUUAUAUACUUACUAGCUUUUAUUAACUAUAAGCUUACGUUAUAUAUAUUAAUACUAAGGACGACUUUAACACUACUUAGGACCGCUUAUUAA
Messenger RNA from Colletotrichum lupini, 300 nucleotides. RefSeq lists its product as uncharacterized. The annotation marks the transcript as partial. Lineage: Eukaryota; Fungi; Ascomycota; Sordariomycetes; Glomerellales; Glomerellaceae. The transcript has a single exon. The record is from RefSeq and is a predicted model, not a curated record.